AUGCAGAUCGUUAACAAAGAUGAUGCUCUUUCAUUCAAUCAGCCAACAUUUUCUGCAAAACCCAUUUGGGGUUCCAAUGGAAUUACAUUUGCUAAUCAAUUGAUUGUUGGCCAAGAUCCUCGCGCCAUUUUUGUGAACACAAACAAUACAGUCUAUGUCGCUAAUCAAGAAAAUAGCACAAUUGUAAUAUGGCAAGAAAAGAGUGUCAGUCCAACAAAGAUCAUUCCUGGUAAUUUUGCAGAAUCCUAUUCUCUCUUCGUGACAUCAAAUGGUGAUAUUUAUAUUGACGAUGGCGAGGAGAAUGGUCGGGUGCAGAGAUGGAGUACAGAAACAAAUACCUUUGCCACGGUGAUGAAUGUUAACUCAUCAUGUUCUGGUUUGUUUGUCGAUAUCAAUGAUACUCUUUACUGCUCAAUGUACGAUCAUUAUCAAGUAGUGAAAAGAUCGUUGAAUGAUGCUGUGAUGACUUCAAAUCGUGUUGCUGCUGGAACGGGUAGUCCUGGAUCAGCCCCGAAUCAACUCAAAUAUGCCGCUGGCAUCUUUGUCGAUGUGAAUCUAGACUUAUAUGUGGCAGACUGUGGAAAUCAUCGAGUUCAGCUGUUCCAGUCAGGAGAAUUAAAUGGUAUCACAGUAGCUGGAAAUACAUCACCAAAUCCAACAAUUACAGUUGAUUGUCCCAGUGGAAUUGUAUUAGAUGCUGAGAAAUAUUUAUUCAUUGUGGAUCUAAGCACCAGUCGCAUUAUUGGUUCAGGCUUAAAUGGCUUUCGUUGUUUAGUUGGAUGUUAUGGACAGGGUUCACAAUCUAAUCAAUUGAAAGAUCCAUUUAGUUUGAGUUUCGAUCGCGCUGGAAACAUAUUUGUUACUGAUCGAUCGAAUAAUCGAAUUCAAAAAUUUUUACUGAUGAAUGAUUCUUUUGUUCUUUCAUUCAAUCAGCCAAAGUUUUGCCCAAAUGCCACUUGGAAUUUCAAUGGAAUUGCAUUUGCUAAUCGAUCGAUUGUUGGUCAAUGGCCUCGCGCCAUUUUUGUGAACACAAACAACACAAUUUAUGUCGCUAAUAGAGAAAAUAACACAAUUGUAAUAUGGCAUGAACAAAGUGUCAAUCCAGCAAAGAUCAUUCCUGGUAAUUUUACAGAACCGAACUCGCUCUUCGUGACAUCAAAUGGUGAUAUUUAUAUUGAUGAUAGUGAGAAGAAUGGUCGAGUACAGAAAUGGAUAGCAGAAACAAAUGUCUUUGUCACAGUGAUGAAUGUCAACUCAUCAUGUUCUGGUUUGUUUGUCGAUAUCAAUGAUAAUCUUUAUUGUUCAAUGCCUAAUCGUAAUCAAGUAGUGAAAAGAUCAUUAAAUGAUCCUCUGACGACUUCAAAUCGUGUUGCUGCUGGAAUAGGUAUUGGAGGAUCGGCCUCGAAUCAUUUGAAUCUUCCACGUGGGAUCUUUGUCGAUGUGAAUUUGGAUUUAUAUGUGGCAGAUUGUUACAAUAACCGUGUUCAGUUGUUCCAGUCGAAAGAAUCAAAUGGUAUCACAGUGGCUGGAAGUCCAUCACUACAUCCAGCAAUCACACUUAAUUGUCCAACUGAAAUUAUAUUAGAUGCUGAGAAGUAUUUAUUCAUUGUAGAUCAGCUUCAUGGUCGCAUUGUUGGUUCAAGCUUGAAUGGUUUUCGAUGUUUAUUUGGAUGUUAUGGGAAAGGAUCACAAUCUAAUCAAUUAUCAAAUCCAUCUAGUCUUAGUUUUGAUAGUUAUGGAAACAUAUUUGUUACUGAUUCAUUAAAUCAUCGAAUUCAAAAAUUCUUAUCGAUGAAAGAUUCUUGUGGUAAGUAUUAA
Molecule: messenger RNA, 1818 nt
Organism: Adineta steineri
Lineage: Eukaryota; Metazoa; Rotifera; Eurotatoria; Adinetida; Adinetidae
Source: the annotation of a GenBank genome assembly